GUUAGUAAAUAGUCAGGGAAAAAAAAUAAAUAAAUAAAAAAUAAAAAAGUGUCACCUCUAGUCAAUUGUACUAAAACGCGUAUGCUUCUACUAACUGUUUUAAUGUAAUGAAUUUGACUCUUCUUCUCUGCUCCACCGCUCAUUUUUCCACUCAAAAUAAUUGAAUUGUACGAAGACGCGUCAUCUGCUUUAUAUUAACAUUUCUUGUGUUCUUUCCCCUUCGCAUACAAGUGUCAGAUAUCGAGUUUGGCGUGGAUGAAUACAGAGAUUUGCAUCCUAAUUGUAGAACAUGGAAUCUAAUUGCAGAGUAGAACAUGUCACCAUUAAUAUCGAUGAAAAGCUUGCUGGUCAUUCUGAUUUGCCUCGUGAGCGUUGCAUCUUCAAAGUGCAUGAAAAACUACGUAAGGUAAGUCCAGAAGCAUAUGAACCAUCAAUUCUUGCAAUUGGUCCUUACCACCAAGAAAAACCUAAAACUCCAAGGGAUGGAAGAGUUUAAACUACAGUACCUAAAAUCACUUCUUCUACGAAAGGAGGAGAAAAGCGCAGAGGGAUACGUAACUGCAAUGAGGGAACUGGAGGAAAAGGCACGUAAAUGUUAUGCAGAACCUACAGGCCUUGCUUCAGACGAAUUUGUGCAUAUGAUGCUUCUUGAUGGUUGCUUCAUCAUUGAACUGUUUCUGAAGUCGUUAGGCAUGGUUAGAAGAGAUGACAAUGACCCUAUUUUUGGAAUAGGUUGGAUGGGCAACUGCUUAAGACUUGAUUUGAUCUUAUUCGAAAAUCACCUUCCUUUUUUCGUUCUUCUCAAAUUAUAUGAUUUGAUUGAGGGUCCAGAUCCAGAAAUGUUCAUUUUGAUUGCAUUAUUGUUCUUUGAGACAUUUUUAGGUCAUCUAGGCGAGCCUAGAUUUGACACGAUCAGUUCUCUUCAUGAAGCCCAACAUUUACUCGGUUUUCUACACGGUAGUAGAUGCCCUCGACUUGAAACGGGAAGAAACCGGGAAAUAAGGAGAAGUGAAUGGAGGAGCAUACAAUGUGCAUCUCAACUUCAAAAGGGCGGAAUUAAGUUCAAGAAAGCUGAAGGCAGGAACAUGUUUGAUAUUACAUACUCUAAUGGCACAAUUAGAAUCCCACAUUUGACCAUUGCUGAUCGAACAGAGUCCCUCUUCAGAAACCUCAUUGCGCACGAACAGUAUGGUGAUGAUUUUAGUGUUUUGCUAUAUCACCAGUUAUUGCAUCUUCAUGGAUUUAUCACCUUCGAUAUGAGUUAUUUCAACUAUGGUAACAUUUUCAAUAAUGUGAGUAUGCAUUGCUGGAAACGUCGACACAGAUGGAUGGCGAAGUUAAGGCGUGAUUAUUUCAAUAGUCCGUGGGCACUCAUUUCGUUUCUUGCAGCCUUUGUAUUGCUUUUGCUUACUAUCAUACAAACAGUAUGUGCUGCUUGGUCAUAUAUUCCUCUUUCAUUUUUAGGUUAUAAUCCCAAUUAUGUAUAAUCUUUUGGAGUAAUAAAAUCCGUGUCCACGGUCACUAUCAAGGGAAAUUUAGGGAGACUUGUAUGGUGUGUGGUUCUGCAUCAUACGCUGAAC
Molecule: messenger RNA, 1580 nt
Organism: Cornus florida
Lineage: Eukaryota; Viridiplantae; Streptophyta; Magnoliopsida; Cornales; Cornaceae
Product: UPF0481 protein At3g47200-like
Exons: 3
Coding region: 423-1487 (354 amino acids)
Source: RefSeq, a predicted model, not a curated record